Messenger RNA from Nymphalis io (European peacock), 9259 nucleotides. RefSeq names its product protein kinase C (gene Pkc98E). The coding region runs from base 197 to 2467 and encodes 756 amino acids. Gene Ontology annotation, molecular function: ATP binding; diacylglycerol-dependent serine/threonine kinase activity. Gene Ontology annotation, biological process: protein phosphorylation. NCBI's taxonomy places the organism in Eukaryota, Metazoa, Arthropoda, Insecta, Lepidoptera, Nymphalidae. The record is from RefSeq and is a predicted model, not a curated record. The transcript is spliced from 18 exons.
AGAAUCCAAUAUCCAAUAUGAAUUCAUUAUUUACCAUAGAGAAAGUAUAUCUAUCCAUGGCGGAUCUCAUCGCUGUCAAGUCUCUAUUUCUAUCCCAAUUAUGAAGCAUCUUCAAUGAUUUUUAGUGGUUUUAAAAAGUGGAAGUGAUAGUGUGGCGGUGCGGUCUCGGAGAUAGUGCUCGUUGGUCGGCAGCACCAUGUUCAGCGGGACGGUGCGUGUGAAGGUGUGCGAGGCGACGGGCCUCAGGCCGACCGACUUUCAGAAACGGCACAACAUGACCUUCGGAAAGCCAGACGACCAGCCAAUAGAUCCGUACGUGUCGAUCGAUGCCGACGAGCACCAUCUAGACCGGUCGAGCACCAAACCAAAAACUUUCGACCCUGUGUGGAAUGAGACAUUCAUACACGAGGUUCAGAAUGUCACUAGCUUGGGCAUCACAGUAUUUCAUGAUGCUGCAAUUCCCCCUGAUGAUUUUGUUGCAAACUGCACUAUCCCUUUUGAAGAUUUGAUGCACCGAGAGAAAGAUGCUACUGAUUUCUGGGUGGACCUAGAACCGCAGGGAAAAUUACACCUGAAAAUUGAUCUGAAAUGGAAUUCUCAAGCGGGCGGCGCGCGCGCGGCGCGGGGGCGCGAGUUCAAGGAGGGCGCGGGGUUCGCGCGGCGGCGCGGGGCCAUGCGGCGCCGCGUGCACCAGGUCAACGGCCACAAGUUCAUGGCCACCUUCCUGCGCCAGCCCACCUUCUGCAGCCACUGCCGCGAGUUCAUCUGGGGUAUCGGGAAACAAGGAUACCAGUGUCAAGUUUGCACUUGUGUAGUACACAAGCGAUGUCAUUCGUCCGUUGUCACCAAAUGUCCCGGGAUGAAAGAAGAGCAGCUGGGCGACGUGGACGUGUCGGGCGGGCAGCGCUUCAACGUGAACGUGCCGCACCGGUUCGUCGUGCACUCCUACAAACGCUUCACGUUCUGCGACCACUGCGGCUCGCUGCUCUACGGCCUCAUCAAGCAGGGCCUGCAGUGCGAAGUGUGUUCGAUGAACGUGCACAAGCGAUGUCAGAAGAACGUGGCCAACAACUGCGGGAUCAACACGAAGCGGAUGGCGGUCAUCCUGCACGAGAUCGGAGUGUCGCCCGACAAGCACCCGCGCCCCAAGGCCUCCAAGUAUUUGAACACUCCGCUAAUGGAGGGACCGCCGGACCUCUCCUCCGAAGAGGGGAAGGAUUCUGACAAACACGAUGACAAAAGUGUGCAGGGUGCGCUGUGGGGCUCGCACUGGGCCGAGCUCCAGGAAAUAUUCACGUGUUACGAAGGUUCGAAGCAGGAGCCGCCGUGGAGUUCUCACUGGGACGAUCUCCAGGACAUAUUUAGUGGCCAAGGUUCUAUAUUCAUUUCAAUUGAACGAAAAGCCGUCGUUAAUCGCGGGGACGGCGAGGGCGAGGCGGACGAGGGCCACAAGGUGUCGCUGGCGGACUUCCACUUCAUCAAGGUGCUCGGCAAGGGCUCGUUCGGGAAGGUGAUGCUGGCCGAGAAGAAGGGCACGGACGAGGUGUACGCGGUGAAGGUGCUGAAGAAGGACGCCAUCAUCCAGGACGACGACGUGGAGUGCACGCUGACGGAGCGGCGCGUGCUGGCGCUGGCGGCGCGCCACCCGUUCCUGACGGCGCUGCACUGCGCCUUCCAGACGCCCGAGCGGCUGUUCUUCGUCAUGGAGUACGUGGACGGCGGCGACCUCAUGUUCCAGAUCCAGCGCGCGCGCAAGUUCGACGAGCCGCGCGCGCGCUUCUACGCCGCCGAGGUCACGCUGGCGCUCACCUUCCUGCACUCGCACGGCGUCAUCUACCGCGACCUCAAGCUGGACAACAUCCUGCUGGACAGCGAGGGCCACUGCAAGCUGGCCGACUUCGGCAUGUGCAAGGAGGGCAUCCUCGACGGUGCGACCACUACGACCUUCUGUGGAACUCCGGACUAUAUCGCGCCAGAGAUCCUGCAGGAGCUCGAGUACGGCCCGUCGGUGGACUGGUGGGCGCUGGGGGUGCUGCUGUACGAGAUGCUGGCGGGCCAGCCGCCCUUCGAGGCCGACAACGAGGACGACCUGUUCGAGUCCAUCCUGCACGACGACGUGCUGUACCCCGUGUGGCUCUCCAAGGACGCCGUCUCCAUACUCAAGGGCUUCAUGACGAAGAACCCGGCGCGGCGGCUCGGCGUGCUGGGCGGCGCGGGCGGCAUCCGCCAGCACGCCUUCUUCCGCGACGUGGACUGGGACGCGCUCGCGCACCGCCGGCUGCGGCCGCCCUUCCGGCCCAAGGUGAAGAGCAAGCGCGAGGCGGCCAACUUCGACGCGGAGUUCACGAAGGAGGAGCCCGGCCUCACGCCCGUGCCGCCCGACGUGCUGCGCGCCAUCAACCAGGAGGAGUUCAAGGGAUUCUCGUUCAUCAACAAGGACUUCAACCCCGCGCCGCCGCAGCCCUGAGCCCCCCCGCCGCCCGCCGCGCCCCGCCCCCGCCCCCCCAUAUGACGGUUCUAUUUAACGUUUCGGUGACGACUCUAGUCACGGAGUAUUAGUCGUCCUCGAGCGUAAUACAUGUUUUUAAAUAAACGACUGCGUUUGUAAAUAUAUUCUAUGGACAUGUGUAUGUUGAUAUUCUCGAGAAUCUACUCUGUUAUUGUAGGACGUGGUGACGUCGAGCGGGCGUUCGGUUCGAGUUCGUCCGUUCGUUCGCUGCGAACUACGAAGUCGCUAGCUUUAUUUAUGAACUCAUAGGGGUUCGGAGUCACUCGUUUUCAAACUACGUUUAAAUUAUUGUUUAUGUCUAGAAAAAAAAAAAAACCUUGAUCUCUAUAGCGAGGUCAAUAAUUUACCUUAAACAAAUAUUAUUUAGUUCAUUUAAAAAAAAAAUUAAAGCGACUGGCCUAAUGAUUGCAAUAAAUAUCGAACAAUUAACAUAGUUAUCAUGUUAAAUAGAAUUGUCCAUAAUCGCGAAGCAUCCAGUGCAUAUGUGUAAGUUUAACGGAAACGUUGUGUGACCGCAUCGACUCAACAUCGUGAGGUCGGUCCGUGGUGAUUAAAUUGUGACCUUAGUUCUGUAGGCUUACGUUAUAGUGGGGUAUUUGGCGUACGUCAUUUAAAUUUUAAAUGCUAUAUGAAAGAUAGAUAACACACAGUUUUGAUGCCGAAUUUUUUAUCUAAAUUUGACAUGGCUUACAAUAUUGACAUCUCUUUCUGACGCGUGAAAUUGAAAGGGAUAGCAAUAAUUGUCAACUUUAGCCGACAAUGUCUCUUCGCACCUCUUCCAACGGAACAGUGAGUUUGUCGAACAAAUCCGCACGUUGUCAGCUGCCUAAUUUCGGUUGAAUACCUCAUUGUAAUGUAAUUUCACGCAAACAUAUGGCCCCGUUAGUAGUUUAGUAUAAACGAUUACCUCAUACGUUUACGACAUACGUCACGAUACCGUAUCAAGUUGCCAAAAGUUGAGAUCUGUUCCGUUUGUAACGACAGCGGCCGGUCGCGACCUGUCGGGUACCUCGAUCUGAUAACUAGCCUAUAGUUUACGAUGUCACGUCUCAAGCUUAUGUAUAAUAAUAUAUAAAAUGUGUACAUUAUAAUAGAACCUCGAGAAAGUAAUGAAAUAGAAAUCGAUUGAACUUAUCGUUGAAAAGAAAUAAUUAUAAGUAUCGAUAAGAACAAUUAUCGACCGACUCGUGAGGAGUCCCGGCGCGGGGGAUUGUUUGCAUUUAGUGUCGUAGCGGCCGCUCCUUGGGCGCUACCACAAGCGUUCACCAGUGAAACGUUACUCGUUACAACGUACAAAAUAUCAAUAUGUAUUCGUUUCGUGAACGCUCGCGGAGACGAGGCCCGGUCGUCGCUCGGCCACGGUCUCCGCAGUCGUACUUUUUCACUAGCUUAAGUUUUUAAAUCUCGCGAGAUGAACCUUGUUCGAGGUGCUUUACUAUGGUAAGUUUUGAUGAUGUUAGAGAGUUUUAACCGUCGUGUCGAUGUCACUCUAGUUUCGUAGUUCGUUCCUGACGCCCGGAAUUAGUUGGUCCCGCGUCGUGCGCGCCGGACGUGACGGCGAUGGGCUGUGCGAGGUAUAUUUACAUUUUAUUUUAUUUAUUCGAUUUCUUAUACGUAUCGAUUGUGAAUCGAUAUUUUAAACUGCUUUAAUUUAACUGACAUUUAAAUUCGACUUAAAUAAUUUUAUAUUAGGUUCUAAUUUCCGUUUUACGAACUCCGAUUCUAUAUUGAAGAAGAAAGAAGCCCAUCGCCAAAGCACGCGAUUAUUUAUGAAUUCAAGUUUUACUAAAUUAUUUUAUUUUAAGUGUUUAUAUAUUACUUCUGGGUACUAAGAGUACAAAAUAUAUUGAAGCAACGUUCAUUUUGCAUGAUUAUUUCUAUAUUCGUUUAUGAGAUGAUUUAUAUUUUGAAUUUUCUGUAAAAUUAUUCAAUUGCUGUGUUUUAAAAUAUUUUCCUGUGGUAUCGAUUCUCGUGCAAAUAUAAUAUUAGAAUAUUAAUAUAGACCAAUAAAUAUGAAAUUUUAAAUAUUUAAAUAUUGAAUGUACAUAGUUAUUUUUUCAAAUGUUUAAAGUGAUGGCCGAGUGUGAUUUUCAAGUGAUUUUACGAAAAUUCAAAAUAUAAUCGCGUUUCGUUAUGUUGUCGAUGUGUUAACACGUUGUUACAGCGUCGCUGGUGUUGUAUUAUUUGUAGUUUUAACAAUCACCGAUACCAAAGGUUAUUAUAAGUUGAGGUCGAAUCGGACCGAAGUUGUUAUUAUUUUGAACAUUUUGUGCGUUUAUAUAAUAUACGUCGAGAGCAGCGCGGAGCACAAAAUUGCUUUAUGUAGGCGUUAGUGUGUACUAUAAAUAAAUAUAAAUUAUAAAUCUAUGUACGCUAAAUCAAUCGAUAUAUUAUAUGAUAUAUACCAUGUCUUACGUCUUUACGUGUGCUGUUGUUUACUGUUGUCCGUUUUUUAAUUUGUUUACGUCUUUGAUUUCGAUCAUGCGAUGUUGCGUUUCCAAAGUUUUAUAAUAUUUAAAAAGGUUUAAUGUAUACAUAAGUGAAUAUACGUCUUAAGUCGUUCGUAGUAGAGUCUAUUUUCGAUUGACGACGACGACGACGGCGGCGCAUGAGGACAUCUCGCCUCAUGGUUUGAUCUAAUAUUCGCGUAUCAAUGUUCGUGUGGUAUUCGGUUAUCUGUGUGCGUCGUACUAAUAUAAAUUAAAUUAGCGUAUAGCUGCGUUAUUUGUUUGUUCGAGUAUAUUUUAACCCGGUGCUGUGUACGCGUGUAGUGUUGCGAGCCGUUUAUGCAUUUCAAUGACCAGUUAAAACUAACUUUAGCCUUAACCGACGAGAGUAAUGUAAAAAUAAUUAAUUACUUAUAAAUAUAUAGGUGUAUCGUUUUUAUAUCGCUCGGAAUUGUAUUCCGUUCCAGAUAUCGAUAACUCGAUAGACAGACGCGCAACACUACAUCGUCACCCGUCUAGCUCGUCGCGUUAGGGAGAGACGUGCGCAGUAAUAUGUAAACUUUAGUUAUAGGUUUUAGCGAUAUCGAUAGCGAUACCGAAACACCGGGCUCGGAGUUAAGCCUGCAUACAAUAUGUUCCAAAAUAAUCGUUAGAAUAUAUUGAUUUUGACGUUUGACUGUUCGAAAAUUGAAUACUGUUUGUGUGCGUGCGUUAUAUAAAUGCGUUCUAAAAUUUAAAUAUUCCCAUACGAUUAUCUUAACUAAUAUUAACGAUACCUGUAUUGCAAAAAAAUUAUCGAGGAAUGCACGACGGUUUUAUUGUUCCGCGAACACAUACGCUGUCACGUGUCGUGCAUUCCUUCGAUAAAUAACGUAAGUGAUAUUACGAACGCUUACGGGUGAUUUAGUCUUAAAAUUGUACGAUUCCGUACGGAACGGUCCUACUGAAGAAGACUCGCGGUGAUGCGUCGCGUGUGACGUCACUCGCCGCGUUUUACGUGCGAAACGUAUUCAAUGAGCGAUUAGUUUUAUUUCGAAGGAAAGAUUUAUAUCAUGGUGGAAUAUUUCGCACUCGUUAUAUAAAUAAGGAGGGUUAGGCAUUCGUGUAGGUCGAGUAAGUGCACCGGGGAGUCGGAACGUUAGCGUUAGCGUCUGUUCUGAGCUCGUGAGUAGAUUCCGACCUAUUUUUUGUAUGAAACAUUUUUUUCAUAGUUUUCGUUUACAUUUGAUAGUAUUUCCGUUUUGUAUUGUUUAUUUUUUUUUUAGUAUUAACAAGUAUUAAUAGCGGUUUAAGUAGAACAAUUUUCGCGUUACAUUUUGAUCGUUAUAAUCUCACGCACAUUGUGUAUUUUGUAAUGUUUUGUGUAUUUGCUAUUGUAUUACGAAUACGUUGUUUUUAACGUCCGAAUAAAAAACGGCCCGCUUUUAGAAAAAUAUUUUUAUACAUUAUUAAUCUGAUUAUUCUGUUUUUUUUUUGUAUCGAAUCGAUUUUGCGAAGUACAGAUAAUAUGUGGGAAGAUGUUUUAGCUUCCAUUCGUUUUUUUUUUCUUUUUGGAAAUUUGUUUUUAUUGUUAAGUAUUAUAAAAUUACCAAAUUUUUUUUUACAUAUGACUUGUUUGUAAAAUUAUACCGAAUAUUGUGAAAACAGAUUAUGUCAAAGUAUAAGUGCAUUUUAUAAUUAUUUUUUAUUUACAAAAAAUGUGUAUUUAACUAAUGAUAAGGCAAAUAUUAUAAAUUCUAAAAGGGUUCAAUAGGAUGUAUAAGCGUUAACUAGACGCAUUAUAGUUGAAAUAAAUUUUGUCUCUUUUUUUUUUAAACUAGAAAUGCCAUUAGAAUAAAUAAGACAAAACAUAAUUCAGUUAAACUAUGUGUAAAUUAACUUUAUGUUUAAGUUCUCGUUGCGUUUCUACUAAAAUAGUUGGAAUUUUCUUUGUUUUUGUAACUGUUAAAAAAUAUCUAAAAUCAAUAAUAACACAUAGUAAUUAUAGAAUAUUGUCACCAAACGCGUGUUGUGGACGCAAAAGUUACCAGUUUAUCUAUUAUUUCGCUUUCGAUGCUAAAUAGUUGUUACGAAGUUAUUUCUUUUACAAAUGUCGACCGUCCGCGAGGUGGUACGCAAAUAAAGAUUAUUUAAUUAUAAAGUAAGUUACGUUAAAGUUGGCCGCACAAAACGUUUCAAUACAUUUGUGUUACUUCACUACACUGCAGGCUACAGUGGGAGGACAUGAUAGUUGUAUUCUGUAGAGGAUUUAAUCCGUGUCAAAAUCUUUGGAGUAAUUUGACAGGACUAGAAAUACCUCUGUCUCGUGUGUGCGACAGAGAAGGAUGUAAACUCGUUAGAGUCCUUUCAAAUUAGUUCGUUUUAUAUUAGUUUAGAAUUGGCGCCAAUGUGAUAUGUCAGUAACGGAUCCUAUUGGUCCAAUUUUCAAGCUGAUUGUCGAUUGUUUUCAAAUCUCAAUUAUAAUUGGUUAAUUUUACUUUUGUAGUAUCUCAAACAUUAUGUAAACGUCUCCACUAGUGCUCGGUUCCUAUAUUAAACGAAUCGUUAUUAUACAAACAGUAAUCGAUCGUUUUCGAGUUACUAGUAACGAGGCUUUAAAGUCGUUCCUAUAAGUUAGAUCAAAUAGAUAACACUCGUAAACAAAACGAAUCGUUUCUUCUUAUAGUAACCGGACAUUAGUCCGUUCGUAGUUUCGUUAGUGCGGUCGCCACCCGCGCCUGGCGCUCUUGUAGAUUAUUUCCACAAGUAUCUUCCAAUUCAACUACGCCAUUAACUUAUUUCGUGUUAGACUAAUUUUUGUAAUAAUAACUCGUGUCGUGUGUAUCUCGUAUCUCACUCGUAUUUAUAUUAUUUUGGUCGUUUUAUGUCCCUCGAGAAUUUCUACUUCAGUAAAGAUUUUCGGUAAAUUUUGACCAAUGAUAAUAAGGCUAUGUUCUCUAAGCAAACAGGACGAGCGAAGUCACGGGCAACAACUGCAAUAUACAAGUAAAUAGUAUCAACUGAGAGUGUGCCAAACGUUCCUGACCUCAAAGUCUUGUAAUUAACAUUAUUUUUUUUUUGUUACUUAUAUUUUAUUAACUUUAUAGUUUUUAAUUUUCUUGUCUAUUGAGAUUAUUGAAAACAUUGAGCUUUAGUUAUACAAUUUUAUUUUAAUAUAUCUGUUACUGUUAAAAAAACCACAGACUAUAUUCAACUCUUAAUCCUAGUGACGUGUACUAAGUCAUAUGUGAGUCGCAUAAUAUUUAGUUGUAUUGUUUUAGUACUUAAUGCGCCCACCAAGCAGUUGUGGGAUUAUUAUAAUUUGUAAAUUUUAUUUUUUAUAAUUUUAUUUUAUUGUGCCAUAUAGUGGACGUGACAAAAUAUACUGCUUUGUAUCGCUGAAAUGUUUAGAUAAUUAUAAUUGCAUGUGAUCUACUUUCGCACUCAAAUAUAACAUAUUAAUUGUAAUGUAGUACAACGUGAUUUGCUAGUGAAGUUAAAUGUUAUGCGCAUGCGCAAUACGAAGUGCGAAAGUAGAGAUCUGAGCCGUCGCCAUCACAAAGAUAUUUGCAAUGAACACAUCACACGAUUCGUUUCCAAUCACAAACGCGUCCGAUGAUAAAUUAUUUGCAUAAUAUUUAUAUAGUCAUAUAUUUUGUCCGAAUGUUAAAUUUAAGAUAAUUAUAUAGAAGUGAAGCGAUCUUAUUUAGUGAGUUAUAAUUUCAGAAUUCUAUUCUCUCCGUUGUGCCGUCGACAUUUUGAAUGAUCGGUGUAUGUUAUUUUGUACUCAAAUUUUUUAAAAUGUUUAUAUUGAAAUAUAUUUUACGCUUCUCAGAGGUGUUUUAGCCAAAGAAUAAAUAAAUAUUGUACAAACAUAGCGGCUUAAAGCCUAAAAUUGUUCUUAGUUGUCUUGCCAUUCGUUAUUCAAAUGUGUAUAGAGUAAUCGAAGCUUUGUACGCGAGAUGUACUUUGAAAACUGUCUCAUCGCUAUUCGUUCGAAGAAUCUCUUGUUUUAUGUCAAACCAUUGAUCACAACGAGAACGUUACGGCACGUUGUCGAUAUGUAUUGUUUCGCUAACCGUACCAAAGUGUAUCUCGCGUGUGUUAACUGUGUGUUGUGUUAAUUAAUUGUAGCUAACACGAGAAUGUGAGAGAGGAGGGGACGCCCCCCCUCCCCGAUAUAUAUAUAUUUGUUGUAUGUUCACUGAUCACAAUAGAACACAGUAGCUGAAUAAAUAAUAAUAAUAAUAAUAUAGUUUUAUGAUGAAAUAAAAUAUGUAUAUGUAAUCCUACAUGUCUAUUAAAUCAAUGAAAAUAGAUAAUA